UUCUCUUUCUUUGUUUCUUUGUCUUCGUCUCCACUUUCUCUCUUCUCUGCUUCUCUCUUUCCCUCUCUGCUUCUGCUUCUGUCUCUCUGCUUGUCUGUCUCUGUCGCUGGCUCUGCUUCUCCUUUUCUCUGUAUUUCUUUCUCCCUGUUUCUGGUCUCCACUUUCUCCUUUCCGCUCAGCUUCUCUUUCCUUCUCGGCUUCUGCCUCCCUGUCUCUGUCUCGGUCUCUCUCCAAGCUGCUGACAGUGCCUUGGCGUACAACUGCCCUCCAGUUGCUGCUAAGCCCAGCGCUGUUUUAAGUUUAACUCGCUGGGGCGCUUUAGGUAGCAGGGGUAGGAGGGAGACAUGCGGAUUUGCAGUUUAGAAGGGGAGUCGGAACACCGGUUUCUUUUUUUCCCUCUCAGACUUUGAAGUCUCCCUCCAGCAGCUGAGUGCCUUUUGUUCCCCCAUUUUCCUCUCUGGCUGCCGAGAGUGUCUCUCCUAGUGGGUGUGUUAGCCUCCGUGUGCGUACUCAUUAACUGAGUGACCGGUAGGAAUGUGAGGGGAGAGGGAAAUAGGCGGGCCAACCAGGAGGUGUGGGAAUAGAAAACAGAGACCGUCAGCUUGGAGUUCCUUUCCAAAUUGGAAAAAAAGCAAGUCUGCUGAAAGUCGUGAAAUCUGGUAUCCUCUUCAUGGUCCCUCCUUAGCCUUGGAAACAAAAAUGAAUUCUUUGGAGUAUGAGACGCCUAAGAGGUAUUGUAUAAGAAAAAAGCAUGUGGCCAUUAUCUGUGCGGUCGUGGUUGCUGUGGGACUAAUAGUAGGACUUUCAGUGGGACUGACCAGAUCUUGUAACACUUCUGAGGACUCUGGACAAACUCCUACCGUCCCAGGCUCUACAACUCCUGGAACUCCUGGACCUUCAGCUCUUCCUCCACCCCAGGACAGUCCCUGCCCGGCCAGUGCUGACGAAAGCGGCCAGUGGACAAGUUUCCGACUGCCCACAUACAUCAACCCUGUACACUAUGACCUGGAGGUGAAGCCUCUGAUGGAAGAAGAUACUUACACGGGCACAGUCACCAUCCACAUCAAUGUGACAGAACCGACCAAACACCUGUGGUUGCAUCUCCGAGAGACAUGGAUCACCAAGCCAUCUCCAGUGCUAAAGAAAUCCUCUGGGGAGGAGAUCCCAUUGAAGAAGUGCUUUGAGUACAAGAAGCAGGAGUAUGUGGUGAUUGAGGCUGAGGAAGAACUGCCUCCAACGGAUGGAGGAAGCACCUAUCACCUGACCAUGAACUUCCAAGGCUGGCUGAAUGGUUCCCUUGUUGGGUUUUAUCGGACUACCUACACAGAAAAUGGAAUAACCAAGAGCAUAGCAGCUACAGACCAUGAACCAACAGAUGCACGGAAAACAUUUCCUUGUUUUGAUGAGCCCAACAAAAAGGCAACUUACACAAUAUCUAUCGUCCAUCCAAAAGAAUAUAGUGCACUUUCAAAUAUGCCAGUACAGAGAAUGGAGGAUUUGGAUGACAAAUGGAACAGAACAGUUUUCAUAAAGUCGGUUCCAAUGAGCACUUACCUGGUGUGCUUUGCUGUUCAUCAGUUUGACUAUGUGGAGAAAUUUUCAGAUAAAGGAAUUCCUCUCAGAAUAUAUGUCCAGCCACUUCAAAAACAUACUGCUGAGUAUGCUGCAAAUAUCACCAAAACAGUAUUUGACUAUUUUGAAAAGUAUUUUGCAAUGGAUUAUGCCCUUCCAAAAUUAGAUAAAAUAGCCAUUCCAGAUUUUGGCACGGGUGCUAUGGAAAACUGGGGUCUUAUCACAUACAGAGAAACCAAUUUACUUUAUGAUCCCGAAGAAUCGGCCUCUUCAAAUAAACAGAGGGUGGCUACUGUGGUUGCCCAUGAACUUGUUCAUCAGUGGUUUGGCAAUAUUGUGACUAUGGAUUGGUGGGAAGACUUGUGGCUAAAUGAAGGUUUUGCUUCUUUCUUUGAGUUCCUGGGAGUAAAUGAAGCAGAAAAGAACUGGCAAAUGCGCAACCAGAUGUUACUUGAAGAUGUUUUGCCAGUGCAAGAAGAAGACUCUUUGAUGUCUUCUCACCCCAUUGUUGUAACUGUGACAACCCCUGAUGAAAUAACAUCUGUAUUUGAUGGAAUAUCCUAUAGUAAGGGAGCAUCCAUUCUUAGAAUGCUUGAAGACUGGAUAACACCACAGAACUUUCAACUUGGAUGUCAACGCUACUUGGAGAACUAUAAGUUCAAAAAUGCAAAAACAGAUGAUUUUUGGGAGGCACUGAAACAGGCAAGUGGCAAACCAGUGAAAGAAGUAAUGGACACAUGGACUAGACAGAUGGGGUAUCCUGUGCUGAGUGUACAAGCAAAUAGUCUCCUGAAACAGGCUCGUUUUCUGUUGGACCCCAAUGCAGAUCCUUCACAGCCACCUUCUGAACUUGGUUACACAUGGAACAUUCCAGUUAGAUGGACUGAAGGGAAUGAGAUGAAUAUUACAUUCUACAAUAGGACGGAGAAGGAAGGAAUCAUUUUGAACUCUACUGGUUCUAGUGGAAAUAUUUUUCAGAAAAUAAACCCAGAUCAUAUUGGAUUUUAUCGUGUAAAUUACCAAGAGUCAGCUUGGGAAUCGAUAGCUAAUGAUCUUCUCAACAACCACACGAUAUUUUCUUCUGGUGAUCGGGCAAGUUUUUUUGAUGAUGCCUUUGCUCUGUCAAGGGCCAAUCUUCUGAAUUACCACUUUCCUCUGAACCUGACCUUGUAUCUGAAAAGUGAAAACGAUUACUUAACGUGGCAGAGAGUCAUAUCAGCAUUAUCCUAUAUGACCAGCAUGCUUGAAGAUGAUAGAGAAUUGUACCCUAUGCUUAAGGAAUAUCUUCAAGGUCGGGUGAAGCCUGUGGCAGAUGCUCUGGGGUGGAAAGAUGAAGGAGAACAUCUUGAAAAAUUACUUCGUGCCUCAGUCCUAGGGCUGGCAUGCAAGAUGGGAGAUCCAGAUGCACUGAACAAUGCAUCAGAAUUAUUUAAGAAGUGGCAAAACGGAGAUAGGCAACCUGUGAAUCUCCGACUUCUGGUGUAUCGAUAUGGAAUGCAAUUCUCGGGUGAUGAAGCUUCAUGGAACUACACACUCCAGAAGUACCAGAAUACCACUCUAGCUCAAGAAAAAGAAAAAUUACUUUAUGGAUUAGCAUCUGUCAACAACAUUACUCUUUUAUCAAGGUAUCUGGAGCUUCUCAAGGACUCCAAUUUCAUUAAAUCCCAGGAUGUGUUUACUGUUAUCCGAUACAUUUCGUAUAAUAGCUAUGGCAAGUACAUGGCCUGGGACUGGAUAAGAUUCAACUGGGAAUAUUUAGUCAACAGGUUUACUCUCAAUGAUAGAAACCUUGGCCGAAUUGUGACAAUAGCAGAGCCAUUCAAUACAGAGUUCCAGCUCUGGCAGAUAGAGAUGUUUUUUAAGAAAUAUCCUGAAGCUGGAGCAGGAGCAGCUUCUCGACAGAAAGUUCUGGAAACAGUGAAGAAUAACAUCAAAUGGUUGAAACUUCAUAGAGAGGAAAUCAAAGAUUGGCUGCUUUAUGCCAUCUCCAGAAAUGACUAAAGAAUCUCAAACAUCAUAUUUUAAUUUUAUGAAUUCAUUUUUCCUUCCCCAACGCGCCUCUAAGGGAGGCUGAUUUCAGAAGCACUGUGGAGAUAGUCUAGAGGCACCAAUACUGCUGCUUGCUAGAAGGUUUUGUGUGUGUUUGGGCCUCUUUUGCAAAGCUUUUUAAAAAAUCCCCUUUUGUUUAUGAAGGAAGAUACUAGCAGAGUAUUGAAUAAACUCAGGGAUUCCUUCUGAGUGUACUUUAUAGGAGAUCCUUUACACACUGAAGAGAAUUUAAUAGUCAUUUAAUGUCUUUAAGUAUCAUUCUUUACAUCUUAAACCUGUGGGGGGAAAAAGGAACAUUUUAGUCUUAGCUUUUACAUUCUUAGGACCAAAGAAACACCACUUAAUCUUCUCUCCUGAUUGAUUUUUAAAGUUUAAAUACCGGCACUUGAGGGACCAAUAUCACCAUCUUAAUCUUUAUUUUAUUAUUCAGAAUCCUACAGACCUAAUUUCAUUUUAUUCACAUUUGUCUUACUACUUUAAAUCCUGUCAAAGUAACUAGAGCUUAAGUUGGACUCAACGAGUGCAUGAAUUAGCCAGAGCUGUAAGUCGACAGUUACCUUUAUUUUCCACAAAAUCAACAAGAGAACUCUACUUUCCUUUUUUAAAUAAAGAUGAAAAUUUGCCUCCAAAAA
Messenger RNA from Monodelphis domestica (gray short-tailed opossum), 4253 nucleotides. RefSeq names its product glutamyl aminopeptidase (gene ENPEP). Gene Ontology annotation, molecular function: zinc ion binding; metalloaminopeptidase activity; peptide binding. Gene Ontology annotation, cellular component: plasma membrane; cytoplasm. Gene Ontology annotation, biological process: regulation of blood pressure; peptide catabolic process; proteolysis. The record is from RefSeq and is a predicted model, not a curated record. NCBI's taxonomy places the organism in Eukaryota, Metazoa, Chordata, Mammalia, Didelphimorphia, Didelphidae.